Messenger RNA from Pomacea canaliculata, 633 nucleotides. RefSeq lists its product as uncharacterized. Gene Ontology annotation, molecular function: G protein-coupled peptide receptor activity. Lineage: Eukaryota; Metazoa; Mollusca; Gastropoda; Architaenioglossa; Ampullariidae. Gene Ontology annotation, cellular component: membrane. The transcript has a single exon. The record is from RefSeq and is a predicted model, not a curated record. The coding region runs from base 1 to 633 and encodes 210 amino acids.
AUGGCUGUCUUGAUACUCGUAGUCUACGUCUUCAUCCUUGGCAGCUCCGGAAUCUUCAACUCCAAGUUCGAUGUCGGGACGAUGGUGGAUGUCAAGACAAACCUCUCCAAGUACUACGCCGCUCUAAGUCCCUUUUACUUAGAGAACAAGUUUUUCGUGGAUCUGGUGUAUAACUACUUGCUGGCUAUUGCCGUUCCCUUCACCUCGCUCGUCAUUGUCAUCAUCUCAACUUUCAUCACGGUGGUCAAGCUGCGACUGUCUAUGGAGUGGAGGCGUGAUCGAGCUAACCUGUCGUCUGUCGAGAAGAAGGAGAACGCGGUCACGAGGAUGCUCGUCAUAGUAUGCUACGUCUACGUCGUUUGCGUCACUCCGUCUGUCCUUAAUGCUUUCAUCGUGCAGACCGUGCCAGAUUAUCUGCCCACGGGCCGUUACUCUAAUCUCUUCUACGUUGUGGUGGCGUUCAUGCACUUGCUUACCGCCAUAAAUUCGUCCUGCACCUUCUUCAUCUAUUAUUUUAGGGGAUCCAAAUUUCGUUCGACUUUACAUAGUUUAUGUCAUCGCAAAGCCGUUAAGUCAGGGUUAGUGUCAGAGGUCAGUGUCACUAACUCUGACAACAAAAUCCUCAAGAACUAA